GCUCCAUUAUACCUUAUACGGUAUUAUGCUUCACGAUGGUCGUUGGUGGGACGGAAUUAGUGGAUAUACACCGGAGAUGAACCUCCCAGUUCAAGGUUGUGAGGAUUUGUAUUUCUGGGCUUGAGCAUGCCCAAGGGAGCGUAUGGAGUUUUCCACAGCAUAAUCUUGCUAACUCGUCUUGGUUUGAUCCUGACUUGGAUGUCACACUACUGUGCGCUCGAUCUGCAAGUUUACUCCAAAAAGACCUAAAGCAAUUGAAGAAUGAAAAAGAGAUUGCUGGUGAUGGUCUUGAUGUUUCUAUCGGGGAGAUGUGAAGAAAAUCUUCGUCUCCUAUGACAGUUUAUAGAGUCAAAUAGCAUCACCAACGAUUCUGGGGAGGUUCUGGGGAGGUUGUAUGUCCUGUGCAUACCGAUUCCGUGGAACGCAAUAUGAUAUGAUUGAACGAUGACAGGAUAUUUACUCGGAUCAUGCCACAAGAUGCAAAUACAAGUAUGAUUGUUCGUGUCCGACCUACAUGGGGUUGCUGCGGGACUUCAGACAAGAUGCGUUUUAAGGUGUUCGUCUGCACGGCAGCAGAGAGGGAGUAUGUGUUACAUGGAUGCGUGGCUGAGAGAAAACCACGAUCGAGUACACCCUAUUUAUCCAUUUUCUCCCUAUCAAAUUCACUCUCAGGUGGGGAGGUGUCGAAGCAAUCCCAAACUAACUGUGUCUGUAAAAAUGAAGCACUGGUCGACAAUUUCAUCAAGAGUAUAAUGUCUUCUAAUGAAUCUCAAAACAGUCCUAAAUAUAUCUGAUGUGAUACUUUCUCUGGAAAAGCAAGUGUAUGAUCUUGAGGAGGAGAAGGAAGUGCUCAAGAUCAAAGUGAUGAAAGCGGAGGACUUUGAGUGCAAACUUAGAAUGCGGCUACCAUCCCAGGAGGCUAUGCUGAAGAAUGUCAACAAGGUCAACUUUCAAAGACAUAAAUUUCUAGUUGAUUGCAUUCUCAAAGAGGAUUAUGAGUUAAGGGAGAUUCUAGAGAACUUCACGGGAACAAGUGGGUUCCAGAGAAUGUUAUGCACCUUCUACAAUAACGGAGUUCAUGCAGCUAUGGAUGACAUAACCAAGAAGAAAUAUUCUUAUUUGGACUCGGAUGUUAUGCCAUUCACUGAGAAAAUGGAAAUGACUCCUGAGCUAGUUUCUUGUGAACCUUGGUAUUCGAAGCUUGAAGCCUCUAGAUGGCAUGGAGCAGGAGGGACUUUGAAUGCUGAAUACCAAGCGGCUGAAGCUGGUGGCAAAAAACUCUUGGUGAAUGAUAAUCCUCAACCAGAAGCUGAACAACAAGCCAUUGAUGAUGAUUCCUCUAUAUCAACCAUCGUUCAGACAGAUCAAGAUCAAGUAGCAGAUGAGGGCAAAAACCUCUGUUAUCUUCUGGAAACUGGCACAGAUCAAGAUCUUGUACAACGACAAUCGAAUAAAAGAGCAACACCACCCGACUCAGAAGAGCAUUCUACGGAGAAAAAGGCAAGAUUGUCUGCCGGAAAUGAGCAGCUGGCAAAGGUUGAAGAAACCUGGCAAAAAAUUAACUCGUUGAUAGAAGGCUGGAGUGAUGAGUACCUGACCUACACUUUGAUGGCCCAUACCAUCUUGAAAAGGAAACAGUGAGAAAAGAGGACCUGCAGAAGAUCCAAGCAUGUUGGAAAAUAGACAUGCCCUUCAAGGGAGAGUGGAGGACCUAUGGUUUGCUAUAUCUGGGAUCGAGGAUGAGAAGAAGAGACUCAAUAUCAGGCUGAGCAAAGCAAAGGAGUUGAUAGCUGUCCUCAAGCUCAAGUUUUCAAAGGUCAAUGAGCUCAAGGCUAGAGUCACUGACGACACGAGAAAGAUUGAGGCAGAACUCAAGGACUAUAUGGGUGCGUUUAAUCAUCGGCUUCGCGAGUUCACGGACAAAAUAUCCUUGUUGGCCGAGUCCGAGAAAAUCGAGUGUUUGGUUCGUGAGAAGGGAUACCAGUCGACGAUGGAUGAAUGGGCAAAGAAGAUUCAACCUGCUACUCCUGAUCAAGUAGUUAUUGGCAACUAAUGCAGAGUGUUGGAUUGACUUUUUCAACCACUAUUUUAUAUAUUAUUAGUUUUUCUUUCCUGUUUGUUUUAGCAACAACAAAAGCAGGGUGUUGAAUUGAACAAGUCUACUGCUUUUUUGUUAUUUGUGUCCACCUGAGCCUUAUUUAUUAGUGUUGUAGUCUCUUUAAAUGGCCAUCAUUCACUUACUUUUUUGUCGAUGAUUAAUGCUCUUCUGUGAAGCUUCUUGUGACCAAGCAAUUGCUAGCGACAUAGAUGCCUCUUUCCUAAAGGUCGUGUCGAGUGCUAUAAUCGACAAGUACAUAGGGGAGAGUGCUAGAUUGAUCAGGGAAAUAUUUGGCUAUGCCCGUGAUCACCAACCCUGCAUCAUAUUUAUGGUCGAGAUUGAUGCCAUUGGAGGAUGCCGUUUUAGUGAGGGAACAAAUGCCGACCGUGAAAUCCAAAGGACACUCAUGGAGUUGUUCGUGCUUAAUGUUCUGGACCCUGCACUUCUUCGUCCGGGUCGCUUAGAUAGGAAAAUUGAAAUUCCAUUGCCCAAUGAGCAGUCGAGAAUGGAGAUUCUAAAAUUCCAUUCUUCUGGUGUAGCUAAGCAUGGUGAAAUUGAUUACGAGGCUGUGGUGAAACUUGCUGAGGGAUCUAACGGUGCUGACCUUCGUAAUAUCUGCACUGAAGCUGGAAUUGUCUGCGAUUCGGGGGGAACGAUCUCUUUUAAGGUCUCCAAAGCCGGAAAGCUGUUCCACCCGAAGCCGCCACCGCCCGGAAUCGCCUCGUUUCCCGUCGACGACGAGAAAUCUUGGUACAUUCAGUCCGAGCAGAGGAAAUUGGCCAAGUUGAUCUGUGAGAGACGGUAUGCGGCACGUGUCGAGGCUUUGAGUGCAAAUGGAGCUGGUCUUGAGGAGGAGAAGGAGGUGCUCAAGAUCAAAGUGAUGAAAGCGGAGGACUUUGAGUGCAAACUUAGAUUAUGGCUACCAUCCCAUGAGGCUAUGCUAAAGGAUGUCAACAAGGAAAACUUUCGAAGACAUAAAUGUCUAAUUCUAGAGAACAUCACGGGAACAAGUGGUUCCAGAGAAUGUUAUGCACCUUCUACAAUAUGGGAGGCGAUGCAGCUAUUGAUGACAUAUAAGAAAUAUUCUUAUUUGGACCUUGAUCUUAUACCAUUCAAAAUGAAAAUGGAAAUGACUCCUGAGCUACUUGAAGCAUCUGAAUGGCAUGGAGCAGGAGGUACUUUGAAUGCCGAAUACCAAGCAGCUGCAGCUGCAGCUGGUGAAGCUGAACAACAAGCCCAAUCUCUUGAUGAUGAUUCCUCUAUAUCAACUAUCAUUCUGACAGAUCCAGAUCAAGCAGCAGAUGAGGGGCAAGAACCUCUAUCCUCAACUGGAAACUGGCACGGAUGAAGGUCUUGUGUAACGACAAUCGAAUAAAAGAGCAACACCACCCGACUUAGAAGAGCAUUCUAAGGAGAAGAAGGCAAGAAUGUUUGUCUGGCAAAGGUUGAAGAAUCCUGGCAAAAAAUUAACUCGAUGAUAGAAGAGCUGGAGUGAUGAGUACCUGGCCCACACUUUGAUGCCCCAUACCAUCUUGAAUGAGGAGACAAAGGACCUCUAAAAUAUUCCAAGCAUGUUGAGCAAUAGACAUGCCCUUCAAGGGAGAGUGGAGGACCUAUGGGUUGCUAUAUCUGGGAUGGAGGAUGAGAAAAAGAGACUCAAUAUAUAUCAGGCUGAGCAAAGCAAAGGUGUUGAUAGCUGUCCUCAAGCUCAAAUUCUCGAAGGUCGAUGAGCUCAAGGCUAGAGUCACCGACGACACGAGUAAGAUUAAGGCAGAAGUCAAAGUAAACUAUAAAAAUAUUAACAGAAGUCAAGAAGUCAACAUAGAAUCACUAAAAUUUUCUUUAGGUUUCAUUCUCCUACACUUUCAUUGUUAGAAUCACUCUACUCUAUUGAUUCAACAAAAAAUUGAAGUCCAAGUUCGGGUGUUGCUUCUUCAUGCCCUCAACUUGCUUUUCUCAUGGCCUCAACUGCAUUAUUGUACCCUUCCUUAUAGUCCUUCCUCUCUAUUGCAUCAUCGAGAUGCAAAAUAGCAUUAAGGUAUCGAAAGAUACACGAUCGAGCAUGAUGAUGCUCAUGAGUGGAUACACCCAUCUUCUCAAGCUUGAGUUUCGCCUCCGAAUGAAACUGGAAUUCAUACCCGAAUCGAGCUUUUUGUAUCAUCUUGUUCUUACACGUUCCCGUGAUCGUGUUCCCGCCCUUGUGUCUCGUCUUUUUUCUCGAAUGACCCAUUUUUUUAGAGUCUGUGGUUGUAUUCGUCCUUUUCUCAGGAUAAUAAAAGGAUAACUAAAGACUGGAGCUGCACAAGGCCCUUCUUUGCACAUCUAAAUUUUUAGAUGGCUUAGAUGAAAGCUCUCCAAAAUCAUCCUCAUACUUGAUUUCAUCAACCCUCUGUCGUACCUUAUUGAAUUCACAGCACGUCGGGAGAAUGUACCUUUUGUAAGUUAGCUUUCAAAAAAAAAUAAAAAAAUACAUUAUGAUUAAGAAAGCUAAUUGAGAGGAAAAACUUACUUGUAGAAGGUUCCCCUCACUCCUAAUAUAAUGUUUCUUGCCAGUACAAGUUCGAGGAGUCCGUAUCAAAACACAAAUUUAUUAAUGAUUG
Molecule: messenger RNA, 4698 nt
Organism: Striga asiatica
Lineage: Eukaryota; Viridiplantae; Streptophyta; Magnoliopsida; Lamiales; Orobanchaceae
Source: the annotation of a GenBank genome assembly